GUCAACAUGAACACAAGAACACACAGAUUGAGUGACCUUAUCUCGUGGGUGUGUGUACCUGUGACCUUGUUCCUGUACCUGCACCUCGUCCUCACCCCCACAGACCCCCUGAUCACCACCACCACCACCACCACCAGCACCAGCGUCAGAAAAGUGCCACCUCCUCUUAAUGUGACCUCUCUCGCGCGCCCUGACCUCCUGCUGGUGACCCCGAUCCUGCGCAGCGCCUCCACCACCCUCAUGCACCUCCUCAAGCUGUUGGCGCCCCGCAGAGCCUUCACUUACACGCCAAAACAGAGGAAGAGAGCCGAGUUUGUACAUAUACCGGAUGAAGAAAUGCAGGAGGGAAUCGUGAGGAACCUGUCUUUGGCCGCCACACCUGCUGCAUAUAUGGAAUCCUUCGCCUUCAUCAACUUCACCAGGUACAACUACGUCCAGCCAAUACAAGUAGCGGUAGUUCGGGACCCAGUAGAGCGCGCCAUUAGCAGGUACUACCACGCCCGGGCACCGUUUGCUUUGGUAGAGAGGCAGCAGCUCUACCCCGGCGCCCGUCUGCCCUCCAGGAACUAUCUGAAGAAGGACCUGGAAAGCUGCAUGACCAACCCGCGUGAUCCAGAGUGCAAGUAUGUAUCGGGAAGGACAGCUCUGGGACACACUAUUGAAUUUUUCUGCGGACACAUCGAGUACUGCCCUGUGUUUGGAGAGCGGGCGGGGCUGGCGGCGGCGAAGGGGGUGGAGCGGGGCUGGGCAGUGGUCGGCGUGCUGGAGGACUGGAACAAGACCCUAGAAGUUCUGGAAGCGUAUGUGCCAAGAUUCUUCACUGGAGCUACGCAACUUUACUACGAGCACAUUGAGCCGAGUAAGACGCUGAGGAAUGAGAAUUUUUACAAGCCUAGGGUGGAGGAGGCGGCGAGACAGGCGCUGAAGAAGGUGUUUGAUGUAGAGUAUGAGUUUUAUGAGUUUGUGAAGCAACGGUUACAUCUGCAACACCGGGCAUUGAGUACUGGGAGGAUGUAGCGUGUGUGUGUGUGUGUGUGUGUGUGUGUGUGUGUGUGGGUGUGUGUGUGUGUUGGUGGGGCGGGUGGAGCGUGUGUGUGUGUGUGUGUUUUGAGGUGUUUAGGGUGUGUUUUGGGGU
Messenger RNA from Portunus trituberculatus (swimming crab), 1135 nucleotides. Its product is annotated as heparan sulfate 2-O-sulfotransferase pipe-like. Gene Ontology annotation, molecular function: sulfotransferase activity. Gene Ontology annotation, cellular component: membrane. The record is from RefSeq and is a predicted model, not a curated record. NCBI's taxonomy places the organism in Eukaryota, Metazoa, Arthropoda, Malacostraca, Decapoda, Portunidae.